Gavialis gangeticus (Gharial) is the source of this 4886-nucleotide messenger RNA. RefSeq names its product pseudouridylate synthase 7 like (gene PUS7L). Gene Ontology annotation, molecular function: RNA binding; pseudouridine synthase activity. The record is from RefSeq and is a predicted model, not a curated record. Lineage: Eukaryota; Metazoa; Chordata; Crocodylia; Gavialidae. Gene Ontology annotation, cellular component: nucleus. The coding region runs from base 122 to 2200 and encodes 692 amino acids. The transcript has 9 exons. Gene Ontology annotation, biological process: pseudouridine synthesis.
CGCGCGCCUGCGUAGACGGUGCAGGGUGAGACAGGAAGAGGGUGGUGAAUCCGGAACGCGGCCCGAUUCCUUUUUGCUGCGUGGAAACCGAUGAUUCGAAGUGGAAACAAGCACUAGAAUCAUGCUUAAUUCUUUUAGUUAUGUGAAUGAUCACAUUGGCUUUUAUGGUAGUGUGAAAAACUCUCCUAGUGACUUUGUAGUAGCAGAAAUUGAUGUGUUUGGGCGGUUACUUAGUGACACUGAGUCUUCUUGUGCUAUCAGUGAAACUCCAUUGGAACAAAAGAGCCCCUACCAGCAGCAUCACAAAAGGUUAAGAAUAAACGCCCCAGAACUGGGCAUAGAGGAUGAACAUUGCCAGUUGGAAAAUCUAAGUCACGCUUCAGAAGAACGUCUUUCAUCUGUUAAAGAAAACAAGGAACGUGUGACCAAAACCAUACCUAAAAGUGGGAUCGAUGACACUGACAUAUUGGACUCCUUGUUAGGCAGGUCUGUGAAUGAGCUGCUUAGUCAGUUUGCUUGCAAUGUAAAAGAUGCAUGGAAUUCAGAAAAUGAUCAGACUCCUUAUUCUAAUGAAUUCUUACUGGGGCCUAUCUUUGAGAAAGAGAAUCGAGCCUGCUUACAUAGUGCCAUAAGACAGAAAUUUCCUUUCCUAAUGACUGUUACAAAAAACAGUGAAAUUAUUGUAAAAGCAAAUGCUGAUUACAGAGAGCUUUGCCAGUUAGUUACUGAAGAAGAAGCAUAUGAUUUUUUUAAAUUUUUAGAUGCAAAACUGGAGAACUCUAAACUUUCUUUUAAGCCCAAUAAGAACAAGGAACACAGAAAGACUGUCCAUCAUUUCAUCAGUAAAAAAUUUGGAAAACUUUUAGAAACGAAGUCUUUUUCUGUGACAGACUUCAGUGGUCAGCAAAACACAGCGAUAAUGGUAAGAUUUCGGGAGAAAAUGUGUUCCAGAAAGAGGCCAGCUGCUGAUUGCCAGGAGAAACAGAAUCUUUAUACAGCUUUCACCCUUCAGAAAGAAAAUCUGGAAACACUAGAAGCAAUUGGCUAUUUGUCAUCUGAACUUGGUGUACUUCCUUCAGACUUCAGUUACACAGGCAUCAAAGAUAAGAAGGCCAUUACCUACCAAGCUAUGGUUGUGAAGAAAGUGACUCCUGAGAGGAUGAAAGAAGUUGGAACAGCAAUGGUAAAAAAGGGAAUGAAAGUGUAUAACAUUCACAGAGUAUGCCAGCACCUUAGACUUGGUCAGCUGAAGGGAAAUCACUUUGAUAUAACUGUGAGAGAUCUAGGGCUCCAACAAGAUGAUUCUUCUGCAGAUCUGAAAGAGAGAAUAUCAGAAGCAAUUGAGAACAUUAAGACUAACGGAUUUGUAAAUUACUAUGGACCUCAGCGAUUUGGGCAGGGACAAAAUGUUCGGACAGAUCAAAUUGGACUGGCUUUGCUGAAUGAAGAAAUGGUAAAAGCUAUGAAGUUAUUUUUCACACCAGAAGAUACAGAUGAUCCUGUAAACCAGGCAAAGAAGUAUUUUCUUCAGACUGAGGAUGCAAAAGGCACUCUUGCAAGGAUGCCCGAAUUUAAAGUAAGAGAGAAGAUGAUACUUCGUGCCUUGAAUCGCUAUGGAGUGAACCAUGAGGGCUGUACACGAGCAUGGUUUAGUCUUCCUCAUUCCAUGCGCAUAUUUUAUGUUCAUGCAUAUUGCAGUAAAAUUUGGAAUGCAGCAGCAUCUUACAGGUUUAAGAUAUAUGGGUCAAAAGUAGUAGAGGGUGAUUUAGUCCUCUCUGAAGAAAAUGUUGAUGAAAGCUCUUCUCUGAAUGACCGAGUCCACAUAGUAACUGCUCCAGAAGAGUCAGCUAACAAUUAUACAAUACAUCAAGUGGUUCUUCCAAUGGUUGGGCACAGUAUCAAGUAUCCCAGUAAUAAAGUUGGGCAGUGGUACCAUGAAAUGCUUGCUGAGGAUGCAUUGCAGACAUGCAGGUUUAGACUGUCUGCAUUACAGCUGAAUAUACCUGGAUGCUACAGACACAUUUUGAAAAAUGUUCACAAUUUAUCUUAUUGCUUCUUAGAAGAUAGUAAAGAGGGAAUCAAAAGUGAAGACAGCUGUCAUCUAGAUGCAUCAAAAGCAUCACUUUUUCUUUCAUUUGACCUCGAUCCUUCAUGUUAUGCAACAGUAUGUCUAAGGGAGAUAAUGAAAUGUGAUAUUUAAAAUGUUUGUGUUAACAAAAAUUUCAGAAGUAGUAUAGUGGUGGUCUUUUACAUAAGUUGCCUAUAAAAUAGAAGGAGCUAACUUGUCAGAGCAUGAAUAAUGUCAAUUUGAAAGUUAUGAAAUUAAGUGAAAAAUUAAUGUAUACUGUUAUAUGUGGGGGGUUGUAUUUUUUUUAACUUUACUUGUCUUCUGUGUGCUGGAGCUAAAUCCUUCUAAACUAUAUUUAUAGUUACACCUGUUAAAACAGGCUCAAAAUAGCCAAGGGUUGCAGAUACGGCUUUUAACUAUUCGUAUUUCAAGAAGUUUCAUACCAUAUGCAAAACUAGACUCUUUAAAAAGAGGUUUAUAGCAAAAGGACAUUUUUCCUUCCCUUAUUAUCAUCAUGUUAAAAGCUAAUUAUAUGCUUGAUGAUAUACAAGACAUGAAAAUAAAAACACUUCUGCUUCAAGAAGUUUACAGUCUGCUAAUAUCUGAUACUGUAUUAAUAUCCAAUUUCACUCCUUUAAUUUAUUCCAUAGUGAAAUUCCAGACCUUUUGAAUCCUGCACUAUUUAGUCUACCACCUGUCUUCUCUAUGCACAUAUAGGGAGAGAUGAAAGAGAGAAAUUCUGAGUAAACACUGUUUGAGUGAUAGGACACAUCUUGAAGCUCAUAACAUUCUCCUCUUUCAAUUAUUUCCUUACUAAGAAAAGCAUAGCUUUUGUUUUAGGCCAUUUUUUUUUUAACUAGAUGCUUCAACACCCAGAAGUGACUAUGUUCUUACUGUAAUUACAGAAGUGUUUAUUAUAGUUUUUUGUGGACUGAGGACACUGCCUGUCUUUGCUGGUGUUCAGACCUGUUUUCUGUACAAGUUUAAGGCUAUAAAGGAAAUCCUAUCAGGCUCAUCAGUGGAACCUUAAACUUGUCAUUGUUAACAACCAAUUUUAAGAUUUUCAUUUUGGGGGUUUUUUCCUAUUUAAAUUGAAAAUGGUCAUAUUGGCUUGAAAGGGUAGAAAACUGGAAAAGAACCAGAGUAACUGAGAAAUGACAGAAUCGCCUGAGAGCUUUGAGUUGCAUGUCUCAUACUUAAUCUGAAGAUGGCAGUGUGACUUAAAAAUAAUCAUUGGAAAACAACUCUAUUGGGCAUUUUUGUGAGUGGCUAAUGUUUCACUCAAUUUUCGUACGCUCAGAUAAACGAAAUAUUUCUUUCUGUGGUGCUAAUCUUUGAAUUUAGGCCUAGUGUUUUAGUAAAGUAAUUCAUCCUGGACUGGUUCACCAUUUGUACUUUAAGUUUAUUACUAGGGAUUUCAAAGGAACUGUAAAACUGAUAAAUUAAAAUGGAGGAACAGGUUAUGAUUAUCUAGUCGAUGAGUUAUCUCUGUAAGGCCUUUGUAAGCAUUUUGACACUUCACCCCCAACUUCAGUGAGGGAAAGAGAUGCUCUCUAAUUUGCAGUGUUUUUAUGGGUGACUGAAAUUAUGCAUUAAUAGUGACGUAAAUAUUUAAUUUAGCUUCUAGUUCAAUGCUAAGGGUAAAAUCUGUUCCAUUUAUGUGCCUAAAUGGCACAUACGUAGCUAUGUAACUGCAGUUUUUGGCACUUAUGUGCAGACUUAGUAGGGAAAUAGAAUUUCCCAGGUAGAUGGCCAUGCAACUCUGGAAGUUUUAGUCAGGAAAAAACCACAACAAGGCAGGUAUUGUACACUUGAAGAGGAAGGCAGCAGUCUCACUUUUAAGACUAAUAGUCUAGUGGUUAGGGUACUUGUCCCAGGACCAGGAGCUCCAGCUUCUAGGCCCCCUUUAUUUAGAGGAGGAACCUGCAUUUCCCAGGAUAGUGCUUUAACCCCCUGUUUGAAGCUGGCUCACUAUACCUUGCCUUUACUAUUCAUUAUGUUGAUGCACAAGAUGUGGGUGGUUGAUGGAGUGUGGUAGUUGCCGUGCUCCAGCAGACUUGAUUGAGUCUGCUUUGAUGCGCUGUAAUUACAGUGCUUCAGAGCAGUCUCCCUGCUUAUGUAUAGGCACCCUUAUAUACCACUUAAGCAUGUAAAGUGAAAUAGGAUUUAGACCCAGAAACCUUCUUAAACUCAACAAAUCACUUAGAAACCAAAAAAGCAUGCAUUCCUACAGCAUGGCUACCUGUUUCAGCCUGCUUGCUGAGUUUUAUAUCACUGACCAAAAUGCAUAUUUAAAGUGGAUGAAUUUGCAUUGAGAACAGGCUCUUGCUUCCAUUAUUUAAUUCAAGACAGUUGUGGAAAGCAGUAUUAUUGGCAUCAACUCUACACAUAACACUUAAAUCUACAGAGUGUUAUGCAUGUUAGUUGUUGACACUUGAUUUAGAAGAGUGCAUAAUAGGCUAAAUUAACAGAGUUUUCAGACAGGCAUGCUCUUUUUUAAAGGUUCAAUGGAUGGCUGAUCUAUAGAUCAGAGUUGAUUUAUAGCAAUUUUAGGUUUAUUUGUCAGUACUGUUCCUGAGCAUUCAAAAGGACUAAUCUUCUUAAGGAAACAAUUCUUUCAGUAAAAGAGCGAAUUUAUUUGUGUUCAUGAAUACACUUCCUAUGAUGCAAAUGUUGCAUUUGGGGAAAAAUCAAGAUAGAUAUUAAUUCACUGUUAUAUGCAUGUCAAACCUGGUGCCUAUAUAAUUUUAUAUUUAAAAUAACAUGUCAGAAUGUUUCAAUGUAAAACUAUACAGAAAUUAAAGUGUAUUCAUUUUUA